UGCAUUCUGCAGGUCCAUGACCUCUUUGCUGAGUGAUGACGAAGAGCGAUAUGUCUCCUCACCUGAGGGUGGUGAUAGAGAGAUGAGACACAGACCCCACUCGGCACCACUGAGUUCUGUGUUUGGAAUCUCUGAGGAUUCUGUCUUCAACAUGGUCCAGAGAGGCCAGUCGCAGAGUGGCAUCGUACUGUCAUCCAGUUGGAGUAGACGGGAGAAAUACAGACCUGUCAAAAUACCAACGGACACCAGGUUUAUGAUGGGUAUUGUAGAGUUGGUAAUGAACCUUCUCAACUCCAGAUUGGCUGAGCUAAUGCGAAGUUUCAGUCAGGGAACUCUAGGUCCGCUGUCUGGUAGUAUCUCAGCAAGUCAGCAGUUUGCCCAAGAAAUGCUAAGCAUGGUGUCUGCUAAGAUGUAUUCCCAUGCCAUAGAGCAUAUUGCGCACGGCUACAAGUCUCCCCUUGAGUUAGAGAGGGAGCUUGAGGCCAUAUUGGGUCCUCUGGCUGGACAGGUUAUAGUCAUCAUCAUAGAUAGCAUCUUUAAGGCUAAAGCCAACGGAGGAAACAAGGGACGAGCGACCAGCCCCUUGACCUAUUUUCUCACUGCCGUUUCGGCAGAAAUACAAAGCCUAGUUGUUCAGAGAUCGGCUAGCAGACCGUCCACCAGACUGUCCAACAACGACCCACUGCUGAACAUUUCCAAGUCAAAGGUCUUAAGAUCAGUUCUGCUCAAAAUGGCAGAACUCUUUGGCCAAGGUCCAAGUGAAACCUGUCUAGUUCCAGUAGUCCAGAGUCAGUCCGACAACUCUGUUUGCGACUGGACUCUGAAUGCAGGCACCGUUCAUCCAAGUCAAUUUCUGUCCCACAACAGAAUGUCAGAAGUGUCAUCCGAUGUUGUGGAUCUUGUACUUGAGGUUUUUGGGAUAACAGGAUUUUUGGAUAGCAGGAGCCCGUCAAGGCCACAGAGUGCCUGCUCCUACAACUCAGCUAGUGGAGCAAUAGAUAUGAGAGCUCUUGCUGGGGACUUGGUCAGACAGGUGUCUGUCAAACUCAGACCCUUUGUCUCUGAGAGUCAACUCUCCACCAUGUCCAUGACAGAUCUGUCAUAUAUUUCUGACUCCACCUUGAAGCAGUUGUGUUGUAGCUCUGCUGUUGCUGCAGCAACGGUCUGUCAAGCAAUCAAAAUGGAGCUCGAGAACCAGAGACCAACCGACCUGUCAGCCAGAGACCUACUAUCGUCUCUGGUAGAGAGCAUUGAGGACAUGGAUAUUUCUGACAUCCUCCAGGGCCCGUCGGCCAUUUUGGAGGAGGCUGCUAUGAUUAAGCACCCAGAGAUCUCCACCUCGACAAUAUACAGGUCUCUGCUUCUCGACUCAUCUCUCGCCUCCUCUAACAUGGUCACUGAGAGCAUUAUCUUCAACAGCCCACGCCCAUCAGAGGAGAAUGUGAGUAUUCAGAAUGUGCUCCCUGUUGAUAAAGUUGACAUCCUCCAUGGUCAACCAGUGGAGGGGUAUAUCGUCAAAGCUGAGCAAUGCAUCACUCAGGUCAUUCAGGAUGCAGCUGUGACAUAUACUAGCGUGCUGGAUAAAACCGACACUGGGAAACUGUCAGAAGUUCUGUCUGUCUGCGUUUCCGCUGAGAAUAUUGAGGAUGCAUCCUCUGAUCUAUUUGGUGGAAUUAUUUCCGACCUGCAUGAGGUAUCUGAGGUCAAUAAGACCUCCAUGCGUACGAAAUCAGGUCGCAAAAUGUUCUGGAUGGAAGUGAGUUCAGGUUCCCAGAAGAUUUAUACCAAAACCCUGGACAAACUGAGGAAGCUUUUCACCUCUCACCUUCUCACUGAGGGAAAAAAUACUCCUGUGCAAAUUGAGUUAUAUGACACUGGACUACUUGUAACUGAGACCACUGUGGAGGUAUCUCCUGUACAGAAGACAGACAGUAAUACCUCUUCAAUGUCCUCAGCCCACCAGCUCACCCUCGACACCUGCACUAAAGGGGUCAUCAAACAGGUGAUCUCGGUGCUGAGGGUGGAGACUUCAAAGGAAGUCAAAUGCGAGAGCAUGUCAAAUGCAUCCUUCGACUUCAACCAGAAGUUGGACUCUAUAAUUUCGAAAUUAGAGAGCCUCACCAUUUCGAGUGACGGGACGUCAGCCAAGAUUGCCAGGCUCACGCGAUCUCGUAGUGCAGCCAGCAGAUCCUCUAACAUUUCCAUCCAGAGCUUUCACAGUGCUGAGUUCCAAGCUACGGCCAAACUGAUUGUGCGUGAGGCCAUUCUCAGAGCUGCUAGCGAAGCCAACUGUUCUUUGCCACAGAGCAUGACUAGCAGCACCUUCUCACACCAUGUGGUUUCUACAACUGAAGAUAUAGUGAAUAUGAUCAUGCAAGACCUUGAAAGUCUAUCCCGGUACACAGUGGAGGACACAGACUCCUUCCCACUAGGAGAGAAAAAGCUGCAGUCCCAGCUCAAUCCCAGAGUUGUCUUUGACACCUUAUUGGAUGCUGCUCAUACCAUGUACCACAGAGUAAAGGAUAGACUGAACGUCUUUUUGUCUUUUCCACCGGUGUCAGUCACCACAGCCAAAGAUGUGCUGGACUCCACCCCUGUGGAGACACUCAGAUGCUCAAAGUCCCCUGACACUGCUCUUGUUAAGGACAGGAGCCGCCCUCCGUCUGUGAGAAGUGAGAAGCCAUUUUCAAAAGUCAGUUUGACUAAAAGGUCUAAAGCCCUUGUGUCUUCGAGUGGCUCCUCCACAGACCACCAUGUAAUUGACACAUGCAGUGAGGAUGUCACUCUGCCUACCAGGAGUAUGUCAGUUGUGAGCGACACCAGUUUGAAGAGAACCUCUCCUCUCCAUGGUAGUGGAUUGAGUGCAAGUUGUGAACCUCUUGUGGCUCUACAAGACGGAACAGUGGCAGUCAGCCAAGAAGGCUUUAGCAAAACUGCAAAGGAGACGCUCAGCUUGAUCCUAAAUGUGAUCAAGUGCAGAUUGGCCAACUCUGAGAGUUCAUCUGUUGGGCAGAAUGCAAGGGAGGAGCGUCUGAUAACCACUAACAUGUUAGACUCUCUACUGGAGAGCCUUGACCUGUUGCCUGACAUGAGUGCUGCCAAUGAGAUCACAAGGACAGAAUGCCAUACCUCUAACGCAAUGGACAAGACAGGUUCACAGUCAGCGCUUGUGAAUCAACAAGAAAUAAACAUAUCUGACACCAGUCUCAUAGUGAAAACUAUAAUGGACACAUUGAAGACAGACGACCCAGAGAUGACUUCAGCAGAAGAACAUCUGGAUAGACUCCUGUCAAUUGAAGCCCUUCAAGAUGCGUCUGGCAACCUGAUCGCAAAGGUCCAUGGUCUCAUUCAGGAGAUAACCAUAAGCCGCCAGCUUCAAUCCACGACUGGCCACAGAAGCCUCUCUCAACCAGCGCUGCCAAAGCCAGCACUGAGGAAGCUGUCAAAGGACGAUGCGUCAGAGCUCGUUUACAGCUUUGCCCAGACUUCUGUUAGCAGACUCCUGGGGCAGUGUGUGGUUAGGCCUAUGCCACCCACCGCUGACAGGGUUUUGGAUCAGGUCAUCAAGUUGAUGACAGACAUGGUGAUGGACAGCCUGACUGAUCUGUCCAAGUCUGCAAUGGAGGAUGUUAUUGUACCCAGGUCGGUCACACCAGCUUGCUCUUCUUACUCAGACACCAGCAAUGCCGCAAGUGACAUCACUCAUGGUAUUGUGGCUGACCUUAAUGCUACUGAGGAAUUCCCUGCCAGGGGCCUUAGCCCGGCUGAUGUAAAGGCUGACGGCAUGGCCCGCCUUCCCUCUGCCAGGGGGGAAGAGACUAAGAAGAACAGGAAGUGGCAUUUCCUACCCAAAAUUGUCAAGAUUCCAAAGAUCAGGAUUAAGCUGUUCAAGACAAAGGGGGAACCAAAGAGCCACCCUGAACAGGAUUCUCUGCCUACCAAACGUCUCAGAGAGACUCGUAUUUCACAGGAUGCUGAGUGUGAGGUUCCAUCCACUUCCCCACCCAAGGAGGCCCUGACAACCACACUGGCCCCUGCUCCCCAGGAGUCCCAGUCCCGUAAACGCCCUCUCAUAGUCAGGGUGUUACGAGCUAUCUCCAGAGCCGUCUCCAAACCAUUCAGAGAAGCUUUUGGGAAGAAGAAUUAGCCAAAUGCCAGAUUUUAUUACUAUUUUAAUCAGAGCCUUUAUUUAAUAAAACAUUACUGCAUUGA
Molecule: messenger RNA, 4212 nt
Organism: Oncorhynchus mykiss (rainbow trout)
Lineage: Eukaryota; Metazoa; Chordata; Actinopteri; Salmoniformes; Salmonidae
Source: RefSeq, a predicted model, not a curated record